Molecule: messenger RNA, 1034 nt
Organism: Paramecium tetraurelia
Lineage: Eukaryota; Ciliophora; Oligohymenophorea; Peniculida; Parameciidae
Exons: 7
Source: RefSeq, a predicted model, not a curated record
AUGCUUAGAAAAGAAGUGCAAUUAUUGAUAGCCGUGGGAGGAAUUUACUUCUGCUAUUUCAAAGUGGGUCUCAUUCAGGAGCAUUUAUUCAAGAGCAAUUUAGGUACUAUGGAUUUUCCAUCUCCGAAAUUUGAGUUUUCGUCAGUGCUGAUCUUUUUGCAGAUGCUAAUAUACAAUUUAUUGUGUUUGGCGAUGAUUUUGAAAAAUAAGAUCAGUUUUGUUUGCACAAUAAAGGAGGGAGCUUAUUUAGGAUUGUUAAACUUUUCAUCGAUGAUUGGUGCAUUGACAGCAUUAUAGUAUGUGACUGCAAGUACAUAUUCCUCAUAAUUAUAAUUGAAUCCUGUCUGUAUUGGUAGUUGGAUUGGUUUUGGGCAACCAGAAAUUCACAAAGUAGCAAAUACUGUGUGGGUUGAUCAUCACUGUGGGAAUCUAUGCAUUUAACACUUCCUCGAUUUUCGGAAUUGUUUUAUUAAUAACUUCUUUGUUCUCCGAUGGGUGUCUAGCAACUUUGUAGAGCAAAUUUAAAGUGAAGAAAUUGGAACAAUGGGAAAUGGGAUUCCACAUUAGUCUCUGGAGUUUUAUAGGCUCAAUUAUCUACACACUGAUACAAGGCAAGUUCAUUCAGUUCUUGAGUUACAUUCAAUCAUACCCACAAGUUAUUCCAGAAAUACUGUUUUUGACCAUCUACUCUGUGUUGGGCCAAGUGUUCAUCUUCUAUUGCAUAAGUUGCUUCUCUCCACGAGUGUUAAGUGUAGUAACGACAACAAGAAAGUUCUUCACUGUCCUCUUGUCUAUUAUGAAUUCACAAUCACGAGUUUGGUUGCCUUGGGAGUGGCAUGGGAAUUAUUUAUGGGAAUGAGUUCCAGAAUCCCAGCUGAGAAGAAGAAGGGUUCAUAUAUCAAGGUUCCUUAUGAAGAUGAGAAGAAGGAAGAAGAAACCAAUGGACAUCAUAAUAAGGAGCAUAAAAAUGAUCACAAACACAAUCAUAACCAUUGAUAGCCUCACAUUAUAAUUGUAAUUAUAUAUUUUAUCAA